UGUUGUUACAAGCCCAUUUGCUUGAAUCGAACCAAACUUAGAUUGCACAGUAAUUGCAUAUUCCCAAAUGCACAUAUAUCGGUCACUGUCGUAUCUUGUAUGUGUCAUGUUCAUGGACAUUCAUCUUUACUAAUUGUCAAGGACAGCUGACCAAGAUGAACACUAUUGUCCACGACACGACAGAGGCUGUGAGACUGUCCCCUGACCAUAACCUCUACUUGAAGCCAAUCGCCAAGAUGACCAUUAACGUUGGCCUUCCCCAACUGAAGCUGCCCGGCAAAUCCAUCUCCAACUGGGAGGUGAUGGAAAGGCUGAAAGGCAUGGUGCAGCCCGACCAGUUCUCCUCCCUGAGAAUCUCCAAAAGUACCAUGGACUACAUCCGCUUCGAGGGAGAGGUGGAAAACAAGGGGGUGGUGAAGUCCCUCCUCUCCAAAUUGGACGGCAAGAGCAUCAAACUGAGUGGUUUUACAGACAUACUGAAAGUUCGUGCUGGUGAAAACAAGGUCGACUUUCCUACUCGUCAUGACUGGGACUCAUUCUUUAGGGAUGCCAAAGACAUGAACGAGACCGUGCCGGGGGAACGCCCGGACACCAUCCACCUGGAAGGGCUGCCUUGCAAGUGGUUCGCCUCAAAGGAUGGCGCCUCCUUGGAUAAGCCGUCCGAAGCUGUGCUCAAGACUGUGUUUGAAAGCUUUGGCAAGGUUCGAAAUGUAGACAUUCCAAUGCUGGACCCUUACAGGGAGGAGAUGGCCGAUAAGAAUUUUAAUACGUUCACCUUCGGAGGACACCUGAACUUCGAGGCCUAUGUGCAGUUCCAGGAGUACAUCGGCUUCGUGAAGGCCAUGGACACGAUGCGGGGCAUGAAGCUGAUGUAUAAAGGAGAGGACGGAAAGGCCAUAGCUUGUAAUGUCAAGGUGAACUUUGACACAACCAAGCACCUGAGCGACAUAUCGAUGAAGAGACGGCAACUGGAGAGGCAGAAACUGCAGGAGCUGGAGAGGCAGAGAGAGGAGCAGAAGCGCAAGGAAAAAGAGGAGGAAGUUAGGCGAAAAGAGGAGGAGAGGAGACAGCGGGAGCAGGAGGAGGAGGAGAAGGAGAGGAAGAAGGAGGAGAAGCUGCGCAAGAGGGAGCAGAAGCUGCGGGAGCGCGAGGAGAAGCGCCUGGCGCGGCGGGCCAAGAAGCAGCAGGAGGAGGAGCAGAGGAGGCUGCAGCUGCGCAUCGCCACCGAGGAGAGGAAGCUGCUGCUGGCCCAGCGCAACCUGGAGUCCAUACGGCUGGUGGCAGAGCUGCUCAGCCGCGUCAAGGCUCUGCGGCAGCAGCAGGUGGAGCGUGAGCGGGAGGAGGAGGCGCGGCGUGCGGCCGAGCAGCGCGAGCAGGAGGCGAGGAGGCAGGCCGAGGAGCGCGGGCGCCUGCAGCAGCUGGAGGAGAGGCGGCGGGCGCAGGAGGCGGAGCUGAGGCGUGUGGAGGGCGAGAAGGCCCGCGCCCUGCAGCUGCAGCGCAAGGAGAGGGAGCUCCGGGAGAGGCUGCUGGGAAACCUGCUGAAGAAGAGCACCGGCACCGGCACUGGCACCCCGGAGGAGGACGAGGACGGAGAGGGGACCGCGGCGGAAGAAGCGGGACACGGGAGCCUCGGCCUGGAGCUCAUUGUCAGAGACCCAGCCCUGGAAGCCCAGCUGCAGUGCGCGGCGGCCUACCAGGCCAGGGCCCAGGUGAACGGGGUCAGUCACGGGAAAGGAGCGGGCACCGGUGAGGGGUUGAGUCGUCCGGGUAAAGGAGACAGGGGGAGUCACACAGUAGUGGCACCGAAGCUGAAACAGGGCCAGGAGACACGCGGGGGACGUGGGAGCAGGGACGGGGGCGGGGGGCGGGACCGAGGCCAUCACCAGAGCAGCAGCAGGAGACGCAGCAGGAGCAGCAGUAGGAGCAGGAGGAGGCACAGCCCUGCUGGGUGGAGCAGGAGCAGGGGCCAGAGGAGAGGCAGCACCAGGCGCAGCCCGAGCAGCAGGGACGGUGGCGGCGGCAGCAGUCGGAGGAGGCGCCACAGUAGCAGCAGCAGGAGGAGGAGCGGGAGUCGGCACCGGGGGCGGGAGCGCCACCACCACAGCAGGAGCCACAGCAGGAGCAGAGAGCACAGGAGGAGGAGCAGCAGGAGCCGGCGCAGCUGGAGCAGCAGUGGGAGGAGUAGUAGCAGGAGCCGGAGCAGGAGCAGAGACCACAGCUACUCCCGCAGCAGGAGUCACAGCCACAGAGGACAUGGGCGGGGCCGGAGCCUAAGUAGAAGCUCCUCCUCCAGCCGAGAGAGAGGGCGAGACCACAGGCACCGCAGUCGCAACACGGACAAGUACCACUCCAGACGGCGCUAAUGUUACACUUAGCAUUUCACAUUUAAAAGAUUUGCUGGCUUUUUUUCCUCCAGAUUUUAAAAAAAUAACUUUACUGUUGAUUGUAUUGAAAGUGGUGGCAUAUAUUAGACUGAAGUACCGUUGUGUAUGCACUACUAUUUCACGAACAAUUUUUUGCUUUAAAGCAAAGACUUAGCUGCUUAUCAGGAAAAAAAGUACACAGAUUUUCCCAAGUGCUGUGCUGGAUUUUUGUGGAUGUUUGUCAGCAUACUAAAUACCUCAUCCUCCGUUGUUUUUCCCAUCAAGGCAAUGAAAGCUUCUCAAUUCUCUGCUACCAGUGAUCAUUUAUUAUUGCCGUCGUUAUUGGUUCAGGAAAACGUCAGUAUGGACAUUAUGGUACAAACUAUUUGCCCUCAGCCUUUAACAACAGAUAAGCUGCAGUUUGCACUUUUGUCUGUAUGUUUUUAGGAAUUAAUUUGCUCAAUGCUUUCCCUUAAAAUUAUUUGCAGCCUUUUUAUGUACACGACCCUGGAAAUAGUUUUGAAGUAGCCCUGAGGAUUUAAAUGGCACCCUAUGUUCUUAUUCUUCUCAAAAUAUUUUAUUAUGCCAAAGACGAAUAAAAGAGGAACAACACUUUAGAUGAAACACUACGCACAGGAACAAAAAAAUCGCUUUCAUAAAAGUGUAGCUUGCGUGAAAUGGCUUUGUGUAAUCAGUAAAAUACCAGAAGCUCAUCCAGUACCGUACGGUUUAUUUUUUCCUUUUAUUUGUCAUAGACUGAAACCAUACAUCCUGAACAUUUAAAUGUUGCGUUCAGCCUUUUUGGCAUGGCAAGACUGGCCUUCCACCAGCCUACGGUGCUCCUAUCGGUUUCACACCGUCAGCAAAGAUGUUGUGUAACGCCUUGUUGCCAGUUGACGUAGCAUUACUCUUGAACAAAUAUGGCUAUGAAAUUAGUUUCAAUAGACAAGGGUAGACAAUGCGACAUCUAGGGUCUCAUCGUCUCGCUGGACUGCGAUGCUGUGCCUCCGUGCUAACUCGGGCGGAAGUUGUGAAUGGUUCAUUCAAGCAAUACUGGAGUUGGAUGGGAUGGGAUGGGCUGUAUACUGUGACUUGCUUGUUAAGUUUUGUCUUGACUCAACACCGGGGUUUUUAGGGUUUUUUUUAAGUUUGUGAAUAAAAGGGAAGCAUAAGCAUUUGUUUAGAUUUCAGAACUGGUCAGCUCCUUUUCUCCCAGUACUGUUGCAUGUGCUGGCUGAGCCUUGAAAACAAGUCAGUAUUCAAAUGGCCACUGUAAUGUCCCCUUAGUAAUAUCUGAAUAAAUCUCAUUCAAUGCA
Messenger RNA from Engraulis encrasicolus (European anchovy), 3679 nucleotides. It is a transcript of the gene akap17a, whose product is annotated as A kinase (PRKA) anchor protein 17A. The record is from RefSeq and is a predicted model, not a curated record. The transcript has 6 exons. The coding region runs from base 156 to 2363 and encodes 735 amino acids. Gene Ontology annotation, molecular function: nucleic acid binding. NCBI's taxonomy places the organism in Eukaryota, Metazoa, Chordata, Actinopteri, Clupeiformes, Engraulidae.